CCCUGUCUUUCCCCGACUUCAUUCGGGUUCCUGCUUCCAUUAAAGAAAGAAAAAGAAAAAAAGCCGUGUCCUUAUGUCCUUUCGAUUUCGAUUUUGUUUCUCAUAAACCCAACCCAUAACAGAAAGGCUUUUUAUAAUCGGCUGGCUUUUCAGCUUCUAAAUGAGUCGGUUUCCAGAGGAGCCAGACGCAGGAGGAACCCUAGGGGCAAGCCGGAGCAGCUAACUUGACCCCAGACGCAACCGCGGCACCUUCCCAUGGCAUCUGGAUCCACCAUAAUGGACCCCAUCCGUCUGGUGGAAAACCAGAACAAUCAGCUGACAGUAAAUCCAAAAGCACUGAAGAUUCUUGACCAGAUUUCUCAGCCUGUGGUGGUGGUGGCCAUUGCAGGGCUGUAUCGGACGGGAAAAUCCUUCCUGAUGAACCGCCUGGCAGGGCAGAACCACGGUUUCCGUCUGGGCUCCACAGUGAGGUCUGAAACUAAGGGCAUCUGGAUGUGGUGCGUGCCCCACCCCUCCAAGGAGAGCCACACCCUGGUCCUUCUGGACACCGAGGGCCUGGGUGAUGUGGAAAAGGGUGACUCCAAGAAUGACUCGUGGAUCUUUGCCCUGGCCGUGCUUCUGAGCAGCGUCUUUGUCUACAACAGUAUGAACACCAUCAACCACCAGGCCCUGGAGCAGCUGCACUACGUGACUGAACUAACAGAGCUAAUCAGGACAACAGCCUCUGCCAGCUCUGAUGAAGUACAGAACUCAGCCGAGUUUGUGAGUUUCUUUCCAGACUUUGUUUGGGCUGUACGGGAUUUCAUGCUGGAGCUGGAGUUAGAUGGAUACCCCAUCACUGAAGAUGAGUACUUGGAGAACGCCUUGAAGUUGAUUCCAGGCAGGAGUCCCCAAAUCCAAAAUUCCAACAUGCCCAGAGAAUGUAUCAGGAAGUUUUUUCCAAAAAGAAAGUGCUUUGUCUUUGACCGGCCUACAAGUGACAAAACAUUAUUACUCCAUAUUGAGGAAGUGCCAGAUAAACAACUGGAUGAGAAUUUCCAGAAGCAAUCAAACCAUUUCUGCUCAUAUAUCUUUACCCAUGCAAAGCCCAAGACCCUAAGAGAAAGAAUCACUGUCACAGGAGGAGGGUUGGGGACUCUGGUGGUGGCCUACAUAGAUGCCAUCAACAGUGGAGGAGUUCCUUGUUUGGAGAACGCAGUGAUAACUCUGGCUGAGCGUGAGAACUCAGCGGUCGUGCAGAAGGCAGCCGACCACUACAGUGAGCAGAUGGCCCAGCGACUGAGGCUCCCCACGGACACGCUCCAGGAGCUUCUGGAGGUGCACGCAGCCUGUGAGACGGAAGCCAUUGCAAUCUUCAUGGAGUGCUCCUUCAAGGAUGACAAGCAGACAUUCCAGAAGAAGCUGGUGGACAUCAUGGAGAAAAAGAAGGACGUUUUCAUGAUCCAAAAUGAAGAGGCCUCUGUCAAACAUUGUCAGGCUGAGCUUAAGAAGCUUUCAGAAUCCUUGAUGACAAGUAUUUCAGGAGGAACUUUCUUUGUCCCUGGAGGACACAGUCUCUACUUAGAAGCAAGGAGCAAGUUUGAACAGGACUAUAAACUGGUUCCCAGGAAAGGAGUUAAGGCAAAUGAAGUCCUCCAGAGCUUCCUGCAGUCCCAGGCAGGAGUAGAGGAAGCCAUCCUGCAGGCAGACAAAGCCCUCACUGAUCGGGACAAGGCCUUGGCAGUUGAGUGUGCUAAGAAGCAUGCAGCUGAGAGGGACCAGCAGCUGCUAAGAGAGAAACAGAAUGAAGAGGAGCAAAAAAUGGCGGCACAAGAGAGAAGCUUCAAGGAAAACAUGAUCCAACUGGAAGAGAAGAUGGCUAGGGAAAAAGAAUACCUUCUAGGAGAGCUGGAAACAAUGCUGAACCACAAGCUGAAGAUGCAAGAAGAACUACUUACAGAAGGAUUUAAAAAGCAAGCUGAAGAGUUAAAUAAAGAGAUAGAACAACUAAACGAAGCCAUUGAAAUAACUAAAAAUAAUAAGUCCAUAAAUAUUUCAGAGGUCCUUGAUGUGGCUAGCAUGGCAUUAGUUGCAGUACUACCUGGGCAUUAUAAAUUAUUUGGUAUGGGAACGAAAUUUCUCAGUGAGGCUAUGAAAAGGGCUGAGAAUCCCUAUUAAGUAUAUCCUGAAAGGCUUCUUAUGUUUUAAUAGUGUAACACUGUAGCUCAUUUUUUAAAUAUGUUUUCAUGACAGUUUUGUUGAAGAGGAGUUUAAAAAUAAAAACUGAUUACCAAAUAAUUACUAAAGUGAUUACCAGGGCCUGAAAUGCAAAAAGAACAAACAAUUUUGAGAAUUAGUUAAGUUAAAGAAAUGGAAAACAAGUUGGAGGAUAAUGAUUAAUUAUAGAAAAGUGUUAAGAAGAGCUAAAAAACAAAUGGUAAGAGGAAGAACAGUCGUAAUCUAUGAUACAGUCAUGGAGAUCAAUUCAUUAAGUUAUAAGGAGCCCUUAUAAAUCAGUGAGGAAAGAGCAACAAACACAAUAUUUUAAAUGUACGAAAAUAUACCAAGAGAAUAAAUGUGUUCAAUUUUACUGAUUAUAAAUGAUGUACAAGGUAAAAUUAGGAGGUACCUGUGUCGCCUCUCAGAUGGGCCAGGAAGUACAGUUUGGACAGGGCACCAGCUAGCAAGAGUUCCAGGAAGUUGGCGGUCUCUGAUAUUUGCUAGGGAGAGUGCAAACUGAUGCAAAUAUAUACCAAAAAUUUAAAUGCAAAUACUGCUGAUACAGAAGUCCACAUUUAGGAAUUUAUCUUACAGAUUUAUUUACCCAAGUUAAAAAUGGCUUAUGUAGUAGUAUAUUUGUUGAAGGAUUGUUGUAAUUCCAGAAGAUUGGAAACAACUUUCAAGUCUCUCUGUCACAUACUGGUGAAGUAAAUCCUGAGACACACUUACAAAGGAAUACUCUACAGUCACUGAAAUGGAAAGGGAAACUCUUAUUUGUGCUAACAUGAGAAAAUCUCAAGAUGCAGAAAGUGUGUAUAGUUGUAUUACCAAUUUAAAAAAAUAAUGAGGGGGCUUCCCUGGUGGCGCAGUGGUUGAGAGUCCGCCUGCUGAUGCAGGGGACAUGGGUUCGUGCCCCAGUCCGGGAAGAUCCCACAUGCCGCGGAGCGGCUGGGCCCGUGAGCCAUGGCCGCUGAGCCUGCACAUCCGGAGCCUGUGCUCUGCAACGGGAGAAGCCACAACAGUGAGAAGCCCGCGUACCAAAAAAUAAAAAUAAAUAAAUAAAAAUAAUAAUAAUGAGUAUAUGCAUAUAUUAUCAUCUAUCUUUGGAAAAUACAAAAGAAAUUGGUAUCCAUGAACAUAACCAGGGCUCGAACCAGUGUCCCCUGCAUUGGCAGGUGGAUUCUUAAGCACUGUGCCACCAGGGAAGUCCCAGGAUGAAAGUAUUAAACACUACUAGAAAUAACAUGCCAGCUCAACAGGAAAAAUCUACUUAUUACAGCCAGAAACAAAAAGUAUAAGAUGUGCAUCCUAAUUUUCUUGUCAUUUGGGGCUCUUGGUAAGGCCUGGAAAUUCUAGUCCCUAAUUUAUUUACAGAUAAAACGUCCCCUGGGAUGUUGGCUAAAAUGUUCCCUAAAUACUCAGGUUUAUAAAGAUGGUGAUUUCAAAGGAAAAUUUCUCUUCAAGUUCAAUUCAGCAUUUUAGGAAUUCUUCUCAGCUGUCUAAUGCUUGACGCUUGUACUUAGAAUAAACUGCUUAUAAUUCCACGAUUGGACAAAUUCUCUUGAUUCAGGGAUAUUGCACACAGGACACAGACUUCACUAGACACCCUGGCUUCCUCCCCCUGUGCCCCUUAUUUGCUAACAUCUGUUAUUCCUUACGGUCUCUGAUUUCCUGAGACUGGGUGUGGUGUCCUUCCUCUGUGCUGCCAUUGUACCAUGUUUCCCUCUGACCACAGGACUUUUUAUAUAGUUGUGAAACUGAAAUGACCUAUUUACAUUUUGUCUCCCCUACCGAGUCAUGAUCUCAUCUACCUGAUGAUCCUCACUGUAUAUUUAGCUCCCACCACAAAGUCCACCACAUAAGCCCCAGGUGUUCAAACAAUGCACGUGAAUAAAUACAUGAGCUUCCACCCAUCAGGGCCCCAAAUUGCCAUUUCCUUCCUCUAUUAACUGCUGCCUAGGGUUCUCAAGAUGAAGUACACAGUUUUAGGAACUAGUACUAAGAGGAAUCGGGAAGAAAGCACAUGCAUGCCUGUCUGAACCUGCUGCUCUUCUCCUUGAGAGAGGGACACUCCAUGUGCUCUGAGUUACAUAAACUUUUCUCCCAGGAAACUUAGCCAGCAAUGAAGCCAGCACCUUUGGCUCACAAAACAAUGAUAUUGUUUAAAAGAGUAAAGAAAGAGCCAGUAAUUGGCAAAGCUCUCAUUGUCACCAUAAUUGUCACCUGUUCAAGGAGCUUCCGUUGAAAGAAAGCUAAGCUUUCGGUACGAGGAUCAAUUUCUCACUGAACAUGACACCCACAGGGUGACAGACUGUGGAAUCUAUAGGACGGCUCUGCUUUCUUAAGGGUUGUGAGUUAUGCUCAGUUGCCAUUUCUCUGGAAUAAGUCCUGCAGCUGGUCCAGUCCCCAAAGGCCCUCUGGUGUCACCUUUGAGGUGGAGGAAUGCCCUGAAUACCGAAUGUCUGGAUGGUCUGGAAAAGGGGGUGAGGGGGCAGUAAUGAGUUCUGCUUCCCCAUCAAAUCUCCCCAACACACAUGACAAGCAAUGUAAAUAAGAAACAUGCACACAAGUCGGUGCCAUGAAGUGAUCAUGGUUUAGAGAAAGGAAGGGAUCAGGAGUGAGGGAAAGGACAAUUAUAGCAGAGUGAAAGGAAUCUUCGCUACUUUGAUGUUCAGUCAUAAGUGGGCAUCUUUUGGAAUAAAGUUAUAUACAUCUCAAGAGAAGGCUUCAGGUGAAAGCAUCUUGCAUACUUGAUAAUUAAUAAAUAAUUGUUAAAUUACUGAAGGAAUCAAAGAUCUAUACAAGUACUUGUUCAACAAUUUUGUAGGAAGGCAGCAUCACAACCAUGCUUUCACACAGUAUUUUGGAGCAGGAAGAAGUGAGCUACUCUGGACAUUUCUACUUUCCUUUCCCCUUCUCCUCAAAUUUGUGCAUAGCCUGUGUCACAAGUGCUCUCUCACCUGUUAGCUGGGUAUUGUACAGUCCUCACAGAAUGGAUUUAUUAAGGAGAUUUAUUAAGGAGAUUCUUCAGUGUUACAGAUGGGUUACAGGAACUCAUUAGAAAUGCAAAAAAAAUAGAAGAGACUUCUCUUCAAGAAUACAGGAAGUAGCUUCUUAAGGAAGCAAGACUGACAAGACAGUGUCAGGGGGUCUCCUUCGGUCUCUUCAGGCUUAGGUUAAAUUCUGCUCAUUGUGUACAUUGAGUGUAACACAGGCAAGAACAUUUAAACAACCAGCGUGCAGCCUGGGGAAGUCCUUCUGUAUGAAGCAAAGGCACAGUCCAUGGUGGAUGCCACGAGCAGCUGUGGCAGGUCCUCUGAGCUUGAAGUUCUGUCAGGGUUUGGGUCCUCUCUGGAGUGCGGAGAAGCAGGGCAACAGGAGCGAACCCAGGAACAUGCACACUUGGCAGGAGCCACUGCCCCUGCCCUACCUUAUGUCCUGUUCAUACAAGGGGGUUGAGACCUGUUCAAUUCUCUAUUUUAAGCCACACUGACUUCAUUAUUAUUAUUGACUGUUAUGCCAGCUAGCAAACUCUUUUUGUUAAUUCAGAAAAGAAGACAUCCUGUACAAAAAUCACCUUAUCUUAAGACAUUUUAUUCUAGAUUUGGUAAAUUCACAUUCUAUAAACCACCCUAUGGGUAUAAAUUGGAGUCAGCAUGUAAAACUACGCAGCACACCUGUAUUCCUGAACUAUUUUAAUGUUAAUUACCACAUGGAAAAAAGUAAUUAUUUCCAGUUCCAAGCUGCUAUUGUCUUGAAUCUGUCUCCUACUUGGUCACUAGAAUAAAACACCUUUAUUGUACCCUCCAACUUCAUCAAUUGCCUCUGGUUUCCCUGAUUUCUGUCCAAAUCAAGAGGACUAGUAAAAUCUCUCAUUGUGGUCACAUUUCCUAUGUAACCUACCUGAUUAAGAUAAUUCAUCUGUGUACAUUGAACACUAUGUGUGACCAACUUUGUACAGUGUCAUUGCUUCGUAAAUACUCAUCUAAUAAAUGAAUGAAAGAUGGAUUUCAAUACCAAACACCUAGCAGAAAUUUUUUCUUGAAACAAAAGAUUUUUGUUUUUCAAAAGAUAAGUAAUUUACCGCUGUGUAUGUGUUCUAUGACUAUAAAACAAUUCAAAAUCAUUUUAAAACUUCACUAGUCACAGAAAGAAUAAAAAUAGUAAACUAAAAUCCCAACCAUGAGCUAGAAAUGCUGUUACUACUGAAACAUAUAAUGAUCAAGGAUUUUUUAUUAGUUUAUAAUUUUUUUCAUAAAUAGAACAAUUUUGUACCUAUUAUGAAUGGAAUUAUUCACAACCAACAUGCCUAAAUUUAUCUAUAGACAAUAACUUUGGUCAUAUGGAAAGGUAUGUGCACUGUAGGCAGGAAAUUCAUUCUUGUGUAUUAUUGGUGAAUUAAAAGUCUUAACAAAAAAAUCCUCUCCAUAACAAUAUAAAUAGAAGGAAAUUUGUUAUAUUAUUGAAUAAGCAGUACCUAGUACAAGCAUAUAGGUAGAUUGAAAUGACUAGAAAGAAUAAAAUAAUGUUACUUAUAUAUGCAAGCAUAUAUGAAUCCUUUUACAUUGCACAAUUUUCAGCCAGUAUAUAACAUGUUUUCUUAGAAUCAAUUGUAUCCUGUUUUCCCAUAAGUAGACUGGACAGCACAGUUUGCUGUUAUAUGAUGAACUUUUUGUACCUACCUUCAUAGAGUUCAAUCUAUGCUAACUUGGGAACUGAGGUAUCCAUUGUUUGGUUAAUUGCCCUCACCUAAAAGAAUAAUCUAACUUCUCUUAUCUCUCUGAGAAGAAAUGGUUACAGCCAGGAUUGAGCCUAGGUUAAGCUCCCAAGGUGUCAGGGAGCCUGGAGCUCUAACUUUCUAGGUGUUCACACUUCAAAAAGGAUGGAGCCCAAACACUUGGAGACUUCUCUGGGUUGUUAAGCUGCCAAUGGUUUUAAUUAGUUCCUGGGAAGUUUUACUGACAUUCAAAAUUUUAGAGAAAGUAGAUUGGUCCAGCAACUAUGGAAAACAGUAGGGAGUUUCCUCCAAAAACUGAAACUAGAACUACCAUGUGACCCAGCUAUUCCAAUUCUGGGUAUUUACCCAAAGAACACGAAAACACUAGUUCAAAAUGAUAUAUGCACCCCUAUGAUCUUUGCAGCAUUAUUUGCAAUAGCCAAGAUAUGGAAACAACCUAAGUGCCUGUCAACGGAUGAGUGGCUAAAGAAGAUGAAUAGUUUAUACAUAAAAUAAGUGCUACUCGGGCCUUCCCUGGUGGUGCGGUGGUUGAGAGUCCGCCUGCCGAUGCAGGGGACACAGGUUCGUGCCCCGGUCCGGGAGGAUCCCACAUGCCGCGGAGCGGCUGGGCCCGUGAGCCAUGGCCGCUGGGCCUGCGCGUCCGGAGCCUGUGCUCCGCAGCGGGAGAGGCCACAGCAGUGAGAGGCCUGCGGACGCCCCCCCAAAAAAAAAAAAAAAAAAAAAAAUAA
Orcinus orca (killer whale) is the source of this 7665-nucleotide messenger RNA. Its product is annotated as guanylate-binding protein 4. The coding region runs from base 256 to 2157 and encodes 633 amino acids. Gene Ontology annotation, molecular function: GTPase activity; GTP binding. Lineage: Eukaryota; Metazoa; Chordata; Mammalia; Artiodactyla; Delphinidae. The transcript is spliced from 11 exons. Gene Ontology annotation, biological process: defense response to Gram-positive bacterium; defense response to protozoan. The record is from RefSeq and is a predicted model, not a curated record.